Molecule: messenger RNA, 650 nt
Organism: Penaeus vannamei (Pacific white shrimp)
Lineage: Eukaryota; Metazoa; Arthropoda; Malacostraca; Decapoda; Penaeidae
Gene: Rpe
Product: ribulose-phosphate 3-epimerase
Biological process (GO): pentose-phosphate shunt, non-oxidative branch; carbohydrate metabolic process; pentose-phosphate shunt
Cellular component (GO): cytosol
Molecular function (GO): metal ion binding; D-ribulose-phosphate 3-epimerase activity
Source: RefSeq, a predicted model, not a curated record
CACCUUAUCGCCUUGGGGAGAGCGUUAACGGCAGCAGGUUGGACAACACCAGCGGAAAAGCUUUUCAAAAGUUAACAUAUUCUCUCUCACAUCAGUGGGUUGAGCCAAUGCAUGAUGCUGGAGCAAACCAAUACACAUUCCACGUUGAAGCUACCACAGAUGCAGCUUCCCUGGCCAGGAAGAUCAAAGAAGUAGGGAUGAAGGUUGGAAUUGCCAUCAAACCAAGAACAGCUGUAGAUGUAGUCGUUCCAUAUGCAGACCUGGUGGAUAUGAUUCUGGUGAUGACAGUUGAGCCUGGGUUUGGAGGACAGAAAUUUAUGGCAGAUAUGAUGCCGAAGGUCAAAUAUUUGAGGGAAAAAUUCCCAGACAUGGAUAUUGAAGUAGAUGGAGGUGUGGGUCCAAGCACGAUUGAUGCUUGUGCACAGGCUGGAGCAAAUAUGAUUGUCUCAGGCAGUGCUGUUGUGAAUGCUGAGGACCCGAAAGCAGUAAUGUCACUGUUAAGGAAGUCGGUGUUAAAAUCUCUUCAGGAAUAAGAAAUUAGGUGACUACGCAUAUAUACAUAAAUAUUCCCUCUCUAUAUAUAUAUUAGAGAGAGAGAUUUUUUUUAUUAUGUAUGAUUUUAUGUAUAAAUAAAUGAUGUUGAUAAAUUU